Molecule: messenger RNA, 2032 nt
Organism: Paramecium sonneborni
Lineage: Eukaryota; Ciliophora; Oligohymenophorea; Peniculida; Parameciidae
Source: the annotation of a GenBank genome assembly
AUGAAUAAAAUAGUUAAUAACAUUGUUUUUCUUUUUUUAAUUAUUACAUUAAAUAUGUUGGGUUCAAGAUCUGAUUCUCAAUUAAGAAGUCUUGAAAAUCCAGAUAAACAAACUAUGAGAGGGGAAUCCUCAAAAAGAAGUGAUAAAUUGCUUGAGAUUCCAAGGAAAAAACUCAAUAUGAGGUAAUACAUUUAUUAUUACGGUUAGAUUGUAUACUGAAUAAGAACAAAAGAUCUAAGAUUAUAUUAAUUCAAAGGCAGUAACCAUUAGCAUUAUAGCUUUGGUUGGAGUAUAUGCAAUCCUAAUUUUUGUUAUUGUAGCUUUAGAAGAAUUAAUGGAUGAAACAGAAUUUAACAAUGUCUCUGUAAUACUGAGUUGGAUUGAAUUAGGAAUACUAAUUGUUUUCAUUUUAGAAAUUGCAGUUGGCAUAUAUGCAUGGGGUUUGAUGGUAAAGAUAUAAAAUAAUUUAGAAAUACUACAAAGAUAAAUGGCUGAUAUUAGAUACUCUAAUUAUAUUGUUGUCUCUCUUUUUUGUAAUUUUUGAGUUAGCAGAUUAAAAAACAUCAAAUGUAGUUAAAGUCAUUUAAGCAGUUUUCAGAUUUUUAAGAAUAUUUCUUCUGAUAAGAAAAGCAUAAACUUUUAGAAGACUUACAACAAUAUCAACUAUUUCUACACCUGCUGAAAAAAUUGUUAGAUUUUUAUUAGAAUUAAAAGAAGUUAUAGAACUUGAAAGUAUGAAAUUGGAUAUUGAUUAUUGCAUAGAUAAAAUAGGUAGUAACUAAUUGUAUUAAAUGGGAAAGUUAGAUGAAGAUAAUGCUGAAGUAUAUUUUUAAUUAAUUAAUUGAAUAGGCUAUGGGUUGGCUGAAUUAAAGUUAAUAAGGAAGAACAGAUGUAAGAAAGAUUGUUAAUAAUGAUUAAUAGUAGUAAUAAAAAAAAGUACUAGCUAAUUUUUAAAAAUUGAAUAUUCCUAAAAGGGUAAACAAUUUAUAUAGAAAUAUAAGGUUCUAGAGAUUUUAGAUAAAUAACAUGAUGAUUUAUAUAUUGAUCCAUUUGAAUGCGAUAAAUUAAGUGCAGGAGAAGGAUUAGUUUAUUUGAUGUUAUUUCUCUUUGAAUAUUACAAUCUUUAUGAAGUUUUCUUAAUCAAACCUAAAAUUGUAAGAAGUUACUUUGAAGAAGUAACAAAAGGUUACAUAGAUAAUCCAUAUCAUAAUAGAGUACAUGCAUAAGAUGUGGCCUAAACUUGCAAUUUUUUAUUGAAUAGAUGCAAAUUUAUUGAGAUUGGCUAAUUAGAUGAAUAAGAUAUAGCUUGUGUUUUAAUUGCAGGAGCUAUUCAUGAUUAUGGACAUCCUGGUUUAACUAAUGCAUUCUUAAUUAAUAGUAAAAAUGAUUUAGCAUUAACUUACAAUGAUUAAAGUGUUUUAGAAAUGUUUCAUCCAUCUUAAUGUUUUAAAAUUGCAUGGAAAAACUAAAAGGCAAAUAUUUUUGAAAAUCUACCAUUCUAAAAAUAUAGAAGAAUUAGAGAAUCAAUAAUCUCUAUGGUUUUAUCUACAGAUAUGGCUCAUCAUGCUUCUGAAUUAGCUAUUACUAAUAGUAGAGUAACAUCACGUAUAUAAAUAAAACUUUUAUAUAGCUGAUUUUGAACCUUAUGGAAAAGAUAAAUAAAGAUUAAUGGAUUUGGUUGUUCAUUCUUCUGAUGUCUCAAAUCCAACUAAAAAUUUUUAAAUCUACAAGGAAUGGACUGAAAGAGUUCUUACAGAGUUUUGGUCACAAGGAGAUAAAGAAAGGGAACUUGGUUUACCUAUUUCUUAUCUUUGUAAUAGAUAUACGACAAAUAUGGCAGAGGCUUAGUUGGGGUAUUUUAUUUAAUCAUUAUAGAUUUAUUGAUUAUGUAGUCAAACCAACAUUUUCUUGUGUUCAAGGCUUUCUCCCAGCCUUUGAACCAUAUUUUGAUAAUUUAGACAAAAAUAAGACUUAAUGGUAGGAACUUAUUGGUUACUAUAAACAAUAAUUAGCCUCAAUCUAGCCUUAAUGA